This is a messenger RNA of Hippoglossus stenolepis (Pacific halibut), 2286 nucleotides long. Its product is annotated as UPF0500 protein C1orf216 homolog. The transcript is spliced from 2 exons. Bases 127 to 1332 code for a protein of 401 amino acids. Lineage: Eukaryota; Metazoa; Chordata; Actinopteri; Pleuronectiformes; Pleuronectidae. The record is from RefSeq and is a predicted model, not a curated record.
UGUCUGUGGUUCCUCCUCAUCCAGAGGAGAACGCGGGGCUUCUCUCUUCUCUGCCCGGCCUCUGUGUGUGUGUGGACUCGGACGUGAGGCGGUGGUUGUGUUGACUUUCCUCGCUGGGCUGUGAACAUGCAGACUUCCAGCUGCGCCAUUGGCCGCUUCUUCACCGUUUUCCGUCGCCGUCCGCGCGCAAACGUGCGUCUUUUUGCGCAGAUCAGACACAUCCGCCCAUCACGAGGACUGUCUCGUGAGGCUCAGUCGAGGUCAGUGAUGCUCCACCAUCAGGACCAGCCUCUGAACUCAGGCUACGGAGGUCAGGGAGGCUCAAACAACAAGUCCUCCCCCUCGCUUCGAAACAGGAAGGGCGACAAAGACGGCAACUUCAACUUCCUGCCCGGGAAAGAUGACGAGGGCUACACAGGCAACGGAGGAGGGGACGAGAACCGGAACCAGGUGCGUCCCCGCAGCUUGGGCCCGCUGGGUCGCGAUCCACCGAGCUCCUCGCCAUCGUAUCACCACAACGCACAGCGGUCCCGCAUGCCCUGCUGGAGCCCCCUGGAGCCCCUGCCCGAAAUCGAGACCGGGGAGGACGGGUAUGGACGAGUUCCCCCGGAUGGAGCGGAGGAAAGGAGGAUGGAGGAAGAGGAGGGAGGGAUGAUGAUGAGUCAAAAUGAGAUGAAGCAGCAGAUGAAGCAGCUGCAGAGGAGGAAAGGCAGCUCGGGAGUCAAAGGGAGAGAAGAGGAGAAUGGAUUACUGGAGCUGGAGGACGGUGACGAAUGGGGCGACAGCGACUCUGGGUCCGAGUACAGCGGCCGGUCCGGCAGCAGCAUGUCCCCCAUCAACCCGGAGAGCGGCGGCGAGGGGGUGCUGAUGGGAGGCUGGGACCGCGUUGGAGUCGGAGAACCAAAAUCCAACCACAAGGACGGCGACCGGCCCUCGAACAGCAACCGAGAACCAGCUGCACGACACCACAGCCGCAAGUCGCUGACAGGAAGCAUGCUGGCAAACCUUCAGGAGGAAAGAACCGAGGAGCAGGACGACGACGAGCAGUCUUCAGGGUCAGACGGCGGGCUGAUGGACGCCGUGUGGACGCUGCGGGACCGCGAGCGCUUCAAGGCCCAGGAGAUGGAGAAGCACCAGGUGCAGCUGACCAUGUACCGCCGCCUGGCGCUGAUCCGCUGGGUGCGCACGCUGCAGGGCCACGUGGAGGAGCAGCAGAACCGCCUGCAGUCCAGCUUCGACGUCAUCCUCACUCACAGGAAGGAGCUGCUGCGCAUGGGCGCCGCCGCCACGGUGGCCAACGCCACUCCCACCACUGCUGUGGGACAGUCAUGAGAAGGGAGGGAGUGACAGGAAGUGGUUAAAAAACUGUAUAUCUGCUCGAUUCACUUCUUUCCUGAAGGCAUUUCUACGGUGGCCUAGAGGGCUCAAAGCGCUGCAAAUUAAGAAAACACAAAUAGAAAAAAACAAAUUGAGAAAACAACAUUGCAACUCUGCAAAAAGACACAACACGUGCAAAUACAGAAAGAAGCUGCAAAUAGCUACAACAGAAAUGUUUCCAGGGGACCCAAAAAAGUGAUGCACCAGCUGUAGUUCAAUGUGAAGGUAUUGAAGUCUGCUCCUCGUCAGUGGUGAUGGAACUUCACAAAGCAGGUGCAUCACGUUUCUGGGUCCCCUGGAAACAUUUGACGAUGUCGUUUUUGCUAUUUGCACGUGUAGUGACUUUUUGCACCUUAUGUGUCGUCAAAUUGAUUAAUUGAUUUAUUACUUAAUUGAUUAAUUAGCACGUUUUUUUUUUGGUUUGCACGUGUCUGUUCUGUUUGCACGUGUUUUCUUAAUUCGCAGUGCGUUCUCUCUUGGCCACCGUUCAUUUCCCCUAUAAAAAAAAAACAAUCUCCCAUCUUCCUGUUUUUCAUUUUAGUGACUCACACUCAUGUUGCUGAUUGCGAUGACGCACAAACGUGUGUUUUUGUUGAUUUUCUUUACCGGAGCAAUAAGUGUUUGACUCAUCUUCAUUCAAGAAGACUUAAAUGUCCCAAAUUUAAACGUAUGAUUUUAGGAUGUAUUCUUUUUAGAGCAAUGGAGAAAAAAAAGAUUGAAAUGUUUAUAUCUAAAAAAGAUCUAUGUGCAUAUGUUGUCAUCGCUUGUAUUGACUUGUGUGUAGAGAACUCUGCCUGUACCAAACAAUAAUUUGAGAAUAUAAUAGAUUUAAGUGUAAGAGAUGAUUUAUAGUUGCUGUACAUAGUUAUAAUAGAAUCAAGAAUAAAUAAAAACGACCUUAUACCUCAA